Molecule: messenger RNA, 2007 nt
Organism: Adineta ricciae
Lineage: Eukaryota; Metazoa; Rotifera; Eurotatoria; Adinetida; Adinetidae
Source: the annotation of a GenBank genome assembly
AUGAAUAAUGAUGAUAUAACAGAAACAGUUAAAUUUUUAAUCCAUUAUCAACAACAAGCAACGGUUAUCUAUCUUCCAUAUAAUCUAUCAUUAGAAACCUUCUAUACUCAUAUAUGCUCGAUAUGUCAUCUCAAAUGGAAUGAUCCGCCAUCGUUCACUGUUAAAUGGCUUGACGAAGCCUUAGAUGCGAUUACAAUGUCGUCGCAGAGAGAAUUAAAUACUGCCAUACGUCUAUAUAAGAAGAAUUCGGACAAAGAGCUGCAUAUACAUGUAUUUGCAAGUUGUCCAGAACAACCAGGUCUUCUGUGUCCAGGAGAAGAUCCAUUAAUAUAUCGACGUGGCGCACGUCGGUGGAAGAAGCUCUAUUUAAUCAAUGGACAUCGUUAUCAAGCAAAGCGAUUUAGUACAACUGCUGCCUGUACUGUCUGCAACGAUCGUUUAUGGGGUUUAGGUAGACAAGGAUACAAAUGUCUUGAUUGUCGAGUUCUUGUUCAUAAACGAUGCGUAAAACUACUACGAAUCGUAUGUGGCACAACAUCGUCAGGUUCAUCACCUUACCAUUCGAAAGCAAAGGAAACAGAUGGAAGACAUACAUCGAUAAAUAGUCUGACAUCCAAUGGACAACAAUCAACAUCGAGCAAGAAAUCAAAUGAUCAAUCACAACAGAACGGAUCAAGUGACUUGAUUGAACGAAAUAGGCCAGCAGGUGCUAGUGUGAUGAAUGCACGAGAUCCAAUGAGCAAACAGAAAAUGACCAAUAUUUGUGAACCUGGACCAUUGAAGCGAGCACAAGGUUUAACCGAUCUAGGUCAAUCUCCGUUUGAUGAUCCAAGUGGAACGAAUAGUAACUACAUCGAUGUCGGUAGUGACAUGCCAAAUUCUGCACCUGUUCCUCCAACAAUUACUUUGCAAGACUUCGAAUUAUUGAAAGUAAUUGGUCGUGGUUCGUAUGCCAAAGUAUUUCUCGCCGAGUAUCGUCCUCGUCAUUUACGUCAUCUGCCUCAUAAUCAUCAGCCUCCACGUUUAUAUGCAAUGAAAGUGAUCAAAAAAUCGAUUGUAAACGACGAUGAAGACAUCGAUUGGAUUCAAUGUGAAAAGAAUGUCUUCGAAAAAGCAACAAAUCAUCCAUUCCUUGUCGGUUUACACUCAUGCUUUCAAACGCCAUCGAGACUGUUUUUCGUCAUUGAAUUUGUCACUGGAGGAGAUCUAAUGUAUCACAUGCAACGGCAACGAAAACUUCCGGAAUCAAGUGCCAGAUUCUAUGCAGCUGAAAUCACUGUGGCUUUGCAUUUUCUGCAUGAGCACGGCGUAAUCUAUCGAGACUUGAAACUAGAUAACGUUUUACUCGAUGCCGAUGGUCAUAUCAAACUAACGGACUAUGGUAUGUGUAAAGAAGGCUUGGAUUUCAAACGAGAUGAGCGGACAAGUACAUUUUGUGGCACACCGAACUAUCUCGCACCAGAAAUGUUGAGAAAUCAUGACUAUAACUUUAGCGUUGACUGGUGGGCACUAGGUGUGUUGAUGUUUGAAAUGAUGGCUGGACGAUCUCCAUUUGAGAUUGUUGGCUCAGCUGAAAAUCCUGAUUUGAACACCGAAGAUCGUUUAUUUCAAGUUAUUCUCGAACAACCCAUACGUAUUCCACGUUCUUUGACUGUCAAAGCCAAGAGUGUUUUAGAAGGCUUUCUAAACAAAGAUCCACGCAAUCGUCUAGGUUGUCGAUAUGAUCCCAUCAUUGGUUGUCAAGCUGGUUUUCAAGACAUUUGUCUGCAUCCAUUCUUCUAUCCUGCUAUCGAUUGGCAACGAUUAGAAUCUCGACAAAUUGUUCCACCUUAUAAGCCAAUGUUGACUGAAGAUAAGGAUCUUUCACACUUCGAUCCUCAAUUCACCAACGAAGAUGUUGUUUUAACUCCUGAAGACGGUGAAGUUUUAGCGCGUAUCCAACAAUCCGAAUUCGAAGGCUUUGAGUAUGUUAAUCCUUUAAUUAUGACUGUCGAAGGCAAUGUUUAA